AUACAUCAGAAUUAAUGUCCUGAUCGUUCUUCAACGACAUUCUCUUCCUGCUGCUUCCACACAGACGGUGUGCAGAUUUGGUCCGUGUGCCACGCAAGGGUACAAGUCGGAGCUAAACUUUCCAAGAGGUCCCGAGUGCUGAAAUUUCAAAGGUUACUACCGCCUCCGCAACGCCAGCGCCUGUGUGAGUGUGACCAGUAUGCAAGUGUCCUCCGCUUCGCCGUUGUCCCACAUCCGCAGCCUGUACGAGUACGUGUGGUCCUUGCGCGACCCAAGGAUCAAGGAGUGGAGCCUCCACCGUGAUGCGCGGUUCAUUUUUCCAGUGCUCAUCUGUUACGUGUACGUAGCCAAGAUCGCUGGUCCCCGCUGGAUGAAGAAUCGCGAGCCUUUCAAGUUACGAGGAGCUAUCCUGACCUACAACUUCGCGACCGUCGUCGCGAACGCCUACUUCUGCAUCCAGUACCUGCGACACUCCUAUCUGCAGGGCGGCUACAGCCUCUUCUGCCAGGGCAUCGACUACGAGUCCAGUUUCGACGAGCACACGACGGCCAUCGUAAACUUGCACUCGUGGUACUCCUGGGUCCGAAUCGCCGACUUCCUGGACACGUUCUUCUUUCUGGCCCGAAAGAAAAACUCCCAGGUGACCUGCCUUCACGUCCUCCACCACUUCCUGGUAGUGAUGAACAUGUGGAUCUUUACAAACUUCGGCAGCGACGGCCAAACACUGCUGGGACUUUGCGUCAACUCGUUCGUCCACGUCAUCAUGUACUCGUACUACUUCCUCGCCGCCCUGGGACCUUCGAUGCAGAAGUACCUGUGGUGGAAGCGCUACCUCACCGAGCUGCAGAUCGUGCAGUUCGUCGGCCUCAUGCUGCACAUGGCCAUCACGCUGUUCCACGACUGCGGCUAUCCGCGGGCGCUCGCGAUCUUAUCAUUAGCACAAGGAUUUCUCGGGCUUGGACUUUUCAUUAACUUUUACGUGAAGACGUACCCCGAGGCGGCGAAACAGAAAGCGGUGUGAAGUGCUCAGCGAAAACUAAAGUCCAAUCACUGCCCUUCAAGAAAAGCCUGGUUGCUUCGACAUUCAAGCGUGAACACUACUCGCGUUACAACCAAGAAAACCAGUCUUUGAA
Molecule: messenger RNA, 1133 nt
Organism: Rhipicephalus microplus (southern cattle tick)
Lineage: Eukaryota; Metazoa; Arthropoda; Arachnida; Ixodida; Ixodidae
Product: very long chain fatty acid elongase AAEL008004
Biological process (GO): sphingolipid biosynthetic process; fatty acid elongation, saturated fatty acid; very long-chain fatty acid biosynthetic process
Cellular component (GO): endoplasmic reticulum membrane
Molecular function (GO): fatty acid elongase activity
Source: RefSeq, a predicted model, not a curated record